Molecule: messenger RNA, 592 nt
Organism: Eremomyces bilateralis CBS 781.70
Lineage: Eukaryota; Fungi; Ascomycota; Dothideomycetes; Eremomycetales; Eremomycetaceae
Exons: 3
Coding region: 64-591 (175 amino acids)
Cellular component (GO): mitochondrion
Source: RefSeq, a predicted model, not a curated record
UAAUUGCCCUCGACAGAUCCCCUUUGUCGCGAUUGUCGUUCAUCCUUGGCUUGAAAUGCAACGAUGAGACCCCUUGCCAAUUCAGGCUGGAAAGCCUUUCAACAGACCCGAUCUCUACUCCCAAGAACUACUCGUCGAUUCGCCGGCGACAGUCAUGGAUCCCAUCAUUCCGAGCCCGUGAACGAGUCCCUCGGGAAAGGAUUUUGGGUUACGCUUGCAGCGAUUCCCACCGGAGCUCUCCUGUACAACAUUCUCGCAUCCGGCGAGAAACCCUUCAUUACGCGAUGGAUCGAAUCAUACGGGCAUUGGCAGAAUAAAUGGGCGGAGACGAAUGCGUUGAGGUCGGCCUACAUCCAGCAAGCACGAGAGGACAGGAACAUCAUUGUCAACUCGAAGUACCGGGGUCCAAGUGAAUUGAACGGUGCAGAGGUCUUCAAUGCCGGCUCACCCUACAACGUCCCUGCCGGACAUGGUAUUAACCUGGAUAAGCUGGUUGAGCAUUACGAGAUAAAAAGCCGAGAGGUGGAUGCGAAGAUUGCAAGCAACAUGCGAGCAAGAGAGGAAGCCGCCGCACGGGAGAGGUUAUCAUGAG